This is a messenger RNA of Pimephales promelas (fathead minnow), 1792 nucleotides long. RefSeq names its product clusterin (gene clu). Gene Ontology annotation, cellular component: nucleus. The record is from RefSeq and is a predicted model, not a curated record. Gene Ontology annotation, molecular function: misfolded protein binding. Lineage: Eukaryota; Metazoa; Chordata; Actinopteri; Cypriniformes; Leuciscidae.
GCCACAGCCAUUCUCAUCCCGUGAAUCACGUCGUCAACAUCACCCAGCCUCCCAGUAUAUAAACAAAUCAGAGGCGGCACAGUCCAUCUGCAAGGAAGAAAAAGCAUCAAAGCAGGCUUCUGUUCAUCAGGACAUAAGCCGCCACCAAAGAUGAAGGUCUCAUGGUCUCUGCUGGGGCUUUCUCUACUCUACCUCUCCGCAGAGUGUCUGCUACCUCCAACUAAAGAGGAGCUCAGCCAGAUUUCAGUGCUUGGUGAAAAGUACCUGGAUAAGCAGAUUGAAAAUGCCAUCACUGGGGUGAAGGAGAUGAAGACUGUGAUGGAGCGAUCAGGAGAGGAUCACAAAAGAUUUCUGUCUGAACUGGAGAAAACCAAGCAACAGAAAGAGACUGCUCUGAAGAUGGCUAAAGAGAUGGAGGAGAAGCUAAGUGAGGAACAGAGAAUGUGUAAUGAAACCAUGCAGGCUCUGUGGGAGGAGUGCAAGCCCUGCUUGAGAAAAACCUGUGUGAAGUAUUACUCACGCACCUGCAGCAGUGGAGCUGGCCUGGUGGGACGACAGCUGGAGGAGGUUUUGAACAGGACCUCUCCCAUCUCCAUUUGGAUAAAUGGGCAGAACAUUGAGACCCUGGUGGAUGAGGACCAGCAGCAGACCAGGCGCUUCCAGGACCUGGAGGAACGGUACACAGAGGUUGCAGAUGGAGUAGAUAACAUCUUCACGGACAGCAUGAGGGUGUUUGACCACAUGCAUGCCUUCCACCAGCCCGGCCUUUUCCCAAGUCCAUUCCGUAUGCCCAGCAUGUUCGGCAGACAGGAUGCAACGGCCGGGCGGGCCGCUCGUAUCUACAGGUCCCCCUUGCAUGACCCGGAAUUCCAGAGCUUCCACAGCAUGUUCCGCCCCAUGAUGGAGAUGGCAAGAAACAUGUUUGAGUCAUUCAACUACAUGGGAAGUGAUGUGGAUUUCCCCACCGAAGAUGGGAGAGUAAACGAGGAUGUUAUUAUAUCGAAACCAUUUGGAAAUGAUAAGAUGACCUGCAGGGAAAUCCGCCGCAAUUCGGCUGGCUGCAUUAACCUAAAGGAGGAGUGUGAGAAAUGUAAAGAGAUCCAGCAUAUUGACUGUUCUGGAAAGAGGCCCCUGGAAGGCCCUGUGAAGGAGGAGCUGGAGAAGGCUCUUGCCAGGGCUGAGACAUUCACCCAGGAGUACAACAACCUGCUAAAGCAAUUCGAAGAGAAAAUGUUCAACACCUCUAGUGUGCUGGACCUGUUUAACAAGCAAUUCGGUUGGGUGUCUUCUCUAGCUAACCACACCAAAAAUGAAGAUGGCUUCUUCAAAAUACAGGCAGUGAUGUCAAAAGGCUCAGAUAAUGUAGAUGAUCCAACUGACACUAAAGUGUCAGCCAGACUGUUCGACGGGCCAGUUAUGAGCUUCACAGUGCCAGGAGACAUUCCCUGGAGCGACCCAAAAUUCUCAGAGGUGGUGGCACAGGAGGCUUUGGAUCAUUACAAACAGAACACUGUGGUCACAAACUAAAACUUUUGGAGGGCGGGAACUUCCAGUGAAGACCAUUUCUGAAAAGCACUCGAGAAGAACCUUAUGAAUUAGAACUAUAUUAAUAUUGACAGAUGCUGUGCUCAUGUAGCUGGAUUUCUGUUGUCUAGCAUUAUUCCUUCUGUCUCAUCCUAUUUAACGCUCAGAGACCCUACAGAGAUUUAAUAGAAUAAGUGCUUCUGAAAAUAUAAUCAACUGUACAUUGACAAAUAUCAAUAAAACACACAAAAUUUCUCUUAAUGAGCUA